This is a messenger RNA of Zingiber officinale, 1555 nucleotides long. Its product is annotated as peroxidase 19-like. The coding region runs from base 325 to 1464 and encodes 379 amino acids. Gene Ontology annotation, biological process: response to oxidative stress; hydrogen peroxide catabolic process. The transcript has 3 exons. Gene Ontology annotation, molecular function: peroxidase activity; heme binding. NCBI's taxonomy places the organism in Eukaryota, Viridiplantae, Streptophyta, Magnoliopsida, Zingiberales, Zingiberaceae. The record is from RefSeq and is a predicted model, not a curated record.
UCUUCAUGUUCGAAAGAUUAAAACGACUAAAAGCAACAAACAACUAAAAACAUUAUAAAAGAACAAGCAAAAAAAUCAAAGACGAAGAAGGCAUUGUUGAUGUUUAAUCAAAAGCUUCGGCCUUUUCACCACGCACAAGAACCAAAUUGCCACAAUAAACAACAAAACCAUCUUGUCGCCUUCUCUUCUCAGUUUUCAGUGUUCACGGGUGCCUUCUCUUCUCCUCGCCUCUUCCUUUCUUUUUAGUAAUCGACUAUCCCACGCUGCAGCGCUAGCUGCGUUGCAAUUUUUGUUUCUUCCGCCGGCCGUUGCUUGGGCUGUGCCAUGGAAGGAAGCCGAGGGAGAUUGGGUAGAGACGGAAGAAGAAGCCAUUUUUACUCGUUUUUAGUCCUUUCGUGCCUCGUCGCUUGCAGUACUUGUGGAUUCGCCGAAGGGAGUGAGGCAGGGAGUAACGUCACCGGUGGCGUUCGUAAUGCUGCGAAGGGGAAGGGCAAGAGGAGGGCGGCGCCGAUCCGCCACCAGCUCUCGCUCGACUUCUACACCCAUAACUGCCCGCAGCUCGAUCGGAUCGUCGCCUCCGUCACCGCCCAGCGCUUCCGCGAACGCCCAGCCACCGGCGCCGCCGUCAUCCGCCUCUUCUUCCACGACUGCUUCGUCGAAGGGUGCGACGCGUCGGUGCUGAUCGCGCCGAGCGCCGGCGGCGGGAGAGCGAUGGCGGGCCCGGCGGUGGAGAGGGACGUGGAGGAGAACAGGAGCCUGCCGGAGGAGGCGUUCGAGACGAUCGAGAUGGCGAAGGCGGCGGUGGAGAGGCAGUGCCCCGGCGUGGUCACCUGCGCUGACAUCCUCGCCGUCGCCGCCAGGGACUUCGUUCACUUGGCGGGAGGGCCAAAUUACGCGGUGAAAAAGGGGCGCAAGGACAGCCGCGUGUCCUUGGCAGCGAAGGUGAGCCCGAACCUGUCGCGGGCCAACUCCACCGUCGACGACCUCCUCCGCCUCUUCGCCGGCAAGGGCCUGAGCGCCGUCGACCUGGUGGCCUUGUCGGGCGCCCACACCAUCGGUUUCUCCCACUGCGACCAGUUCGUGGGUCGCCUCUACGACUUCCGCGGCAGCGCCACCGGCGGCGACCCUUCGCUCGACCCGCGGCUCCUCAAGGCGCUGCGCAUGUCGUGCCCGCGCGCCGGCGGCAACGGCGACGUCGUGGCGCCCUUCGACGUGCGCACGCCCUUCGACUUCGACCACAUGUACUACGGCAACCUGGAGGCCGGGAUGGGCCUGCUCGCCACGGACCAGGCGCUGUACUCGGACAGCCGAACCCGGCCAGUGGUCCAGGAGUUGGGCCGGGACAAGGCGCGUUUCUUCGAGGCCUUCGCCGGCGGCAUGGACAAGAUGGGCUCCAUCAGGGUGAAGAAGGGGAAGACGGGGGAGAUCAGGAAGGUCUGCAGCAAACAUUUGUCAUCCCAUUGAAUUCAUUGAUUUCCAUGUUUUUGGGAAGCUAGUAAUAGCUACUUUAUUGGUUGUUUCGAUCAACAAAAAUAUUUUUAGUAUUUUUUUUUUA